AGUUCUGUCACUGUGGCGUCAGUUAAAGGACGUGACACACACACACAAACCACUUAAAAUAUUCACCAAACCCUUCAGACUUGUACAAUGAACAACAUUCUCAGAUCGACAGCCCGGUGUCUUCGACCGGGCGCGUGGCAUUACAGAACAGCGCAGAAUAAUGGAGAGAUGCUGUCUGGUUGGGCCCGCCUCAUGUGCUCCUCGGCGGGCAAGAAGAACAUGGAGGAGAUGGUGAAGAAGGACAAGGUGGUGGUCUUCAUGAAAGGCACUCCUGGGCAGCCCAUGUGCGGCUUCAGCAACGCAGUCGUUCAGAUCCUCAGAAUGCACGGGGUCGACAGCUACGCGGCUUAUAACGUGCUGGAUGAUCAGGAUAUCAGAGAAGGAAUAAAGACGUUCUCCAACUGGCCGACGAUUCCACAGGUGUACUUCAACGGGGAGUUCGUCGGGGGCUGUGAUAUCCUCCUUCAGAUGCAUCAGAGCGGCGACCUGGUAGAGGAACUUCAGAAGCUGGGAAUCAGAUCAGCUCUCCUGGAUCAAGAAAAACAGUCCUAGUCAGCGAAGUCGCAUCCGUAGGGUGAUUGUCCAAUGAUGUAAACUUCUCAAAGGUUGACUUGUGAAGGGUGAUUUGACCUGCUGAAGUCCAAACUAAAGGUUAGGAUGUCAAAACUCCGAAAUCCUGAGAAAUCACUGUAAAACACUUGACAUAGAAUUACCGUAUUACACACGAUUACAUUUCUAUUGCAGUAUGCUUGCCUUUAUUUCAGAUACUCUAAUGUUAGACCACUGCAUAUUUAAAAUGUUGUAUUUUGAAAUAUAUUAUUACAUGUAUUUUAGAUGUAUAUCAGUUUUUUUGUCAAUAAAAUAAUUUAAAGCACCCA
Rhinichthys klamathensis goyatoka is the source of this 878-nucleotide messenger RNA. It is a transcript of the gene glrx5, whose product is annotated as glutaredoxin 5 homolog (S. cerevisiae). Lineage: Eukaryota; Metazoa; Chordata; Actinopteri; Cypriniformes; Leuciscidae. The record is from RefSeq and is a predicted model, not a curated record. The coding region runs from base 88 to 552 and encodes 154 amino acids. The transcript has 2 exons.